Molecule: messenger RNA, 2046 nt
Organism: Trachemys scripta elegans
Lineage: Eukaryota; Metazoa; Chordata; Testudines; Emydidae
Gene: C13H16orf46
Product: chromosome 13 C16orf46 homolog
Exons: 3
Coding region: 154-1419 (421 amino acids)
Source: RefSeq, a predicted model, not a curated record
UCCCCCCCCGCCAACCCCGUCGCCCAGGGUAACGGCUUCGGGGUGGGAAGGGGGCUGCGAACAACCGCAGCAGCAGAGCGGCCUGUGCGGCUCCAUGUCCACGCGCCCCGGGACCGAAGGCUUUAAAGGGUAGAACUGUGGGGCACUGGGACCAUGAUGAACUCCUCCAAGAAGAGUGAACUAGAUUUAGAAAAAAGCAUUACCAAUAAGAAAACAGAAGAAGCCAACUGGCAGUGUAUCUACCCAAAUGAGAGGAGAGAGAGGAAUCACGUUUAUACUCUUCUUGACAUCAGCGAGAAUGUAUUUGAACAAGAUGAAAGGUCCUUGGAAUAUGUCAUCAGGACAGGAUGGGAGGAAGCUGUGCAAGGCUGGGGUAAAGCCGCUCCAUUUGCCUGCCUUCAGUUGCAAAAGGAAGCCAAGAAAUCAAGGGCAAAUGAAACCAUCAACAGUUGCCUGUUUUGCUUAGAUAUGAGGCAAAAUAAUGACAAAAGUGUGAGCCAAGAAACCAAGACUACGAGAGAUCAAUCAAAAUCUGAUUGCAAAUUAAGCACAUGUGCUAUAGAUGAUACCGUUUCAGAAAAGAAAGAGGUUCCAGUCCAUUCUAGUGAGUCUUCCAAUUGUUCUACCACAGAUGGAACUAAGAGAGAAAGUUGUAAUGGCAAGUUACGCUCUAUUCAGACAUUUCAAGGUGAAAAGAAAAGUUUGCCAGUAAAGGAAUACAGUAUACGGCAACCAGAAAAAAUGAAAAACCCAGAAGCCCUAAAAAAUAAAGCUGUAAAGACCCCUGAGCCUACCAUGCCUGCUCCUGAUAGCUCUGAAGCUUCAAACUUAAAAUCUUUGCUGAUAUUGCCACCAGUGAAAGAUGCAACUCCAAAAGAUAGCACAGAUCCUUCUUUUAAGAAAAGUAUAGCCGCUAUCUCCCAGGCAAAUCAGAAAAUGCUCAAUGCUACUUCAGCUGAGACUGCUUCCGGUAGUAAGGGUACUAAAACAAUAGAACAAAAGGGGGAAAAAGAAACUGACUCUAUCAUUCAUGAUACAGUGAAGGAGAAACAAAUUCACGAACCAUUAUCCUUUGUCCCAAGGCUUCCAAAAGCAUUCCUGCAAGCAGGCCCUGAACAGUUACACUGGCCCUGUGCUCUUUGGCCAGAUAGAAAAAUUACAACCACUUCUAAUUCUGUUUCUUUGAGAAAGAACAGUCAUCUUGCUAACAUGCAGUUUCUGCAUACAAAAGGAAUACAGUACACAAAACAUGAUGAGAUCAGAGGUCCUUUCAUCAACAGUAUUAAAAACAGAAGUCUCUCAGAGGCCAAGCAAGGAAAUGAAUCAAAAACACAGGCGGUGCAACUGCUUCCUGGACUAUUCCCUUCCUUAACGGUCAGCCAUGUUGCAAUAACCGCAAUGUCUUCUAGACUGACCUAACAUUUUUAUACUGUAACUUCAUGUCAUUUUCUUCUAUUUGUUUGAACUCAUUAUAUGAUGAGAAAAGAAUUGAAGAUACAUUGUACUUGUGCUCCGUGUGAGCAGACUUGCCGUUUGUUAAUUUUUGUAGGUGCUACUUAUAUGUAUCAGUUUAUAAUACUAUACAUUCCUUCCAAAUAAUUUAAUUUCCAGUUUAUAGAUUAACUGUCUAUUGUAUACAAUAUUCUAAUUCCCCAUUUCCCCGUAUUAAUUUAUUUAAGGUUCUACUGGAACUAAGUGCAUUCACCUCAUUCAGGUGCAGUCCUCAUGAACAAUUAGACUGUGGGGCAAGCUGGGGUGUGAAUCUAUCCCACAUCAGUCUGCCCUGCUCUAACUGUCCAUGUACACCCUGCUGCUAUAUGUUAAGUUUGUUACAGUCAGGGCCGGCUCCAGGCACCAGCCCACCAAGCUUGUGCUUGGGGCGGCACCUGGAGGGGGGCGGCGGCGCGGUGUGGCGUUCCGGCUCCAGCCGCCAGGGAGAGUGGGGCCACGGCUGGGCUCGCCGCCCUCCUCCCAGGGCUCCGGCUGCUCCCUCCCCCGGCGCCCUCCCCCCCGGCUGCCGGGGAGAGCAGAGCCCCGGCCAGGCAC